Haliotis rufescens (red abalone) is the source of this 12543-nucleotide messenger RNA. RefSeq lists its product as uncharacterized. Bases 546 to 4802 code for a protein of 1418 amino acids. Gene Ontology annotation, molecular function: G protein-coupled receptor activity. The record is from RefSeq and is a predicted model, not a curated record. NCBI's taxonomy places the organism in Eukaryota, Metazoa, Mollusca, Gastropoda, Lepetellida, Haliotidae. The transcript has 33 exons. Gene Ontology annotation, biological process: cell surface receptor signaling pathway; adenylate cyclase-activating G protein-coupled receptor signaling pathway. Gene Ontology annotation, cellular component: membrane.
GGCUGCAACCGCGAAUAUUUUACAGGCUGUCACGCCCCUACACACCCCUGUUAUACUGGUCCACACAGCGCAUAGUCAAGUAGGUCUGUGUCCAGCAGGAAUGUCGUCUUAACUUUCCAAUGUGUCAAAGCCUGUAUGUGUUUUGUCCUCACGACUGGCUGAACACCGAUUGAUCGUGGCUGGCUAAUAUUCUCAACAUGUGUUGAAUGCGGUGUGUGCUCGCCUCGUAUAGUAAGGCGACGACAAUCAGAUAUCAUUUCAUAACCGCGGCCCCGGCUAGAUUGUUAAAGGUGUGAAUUUGCUCGAAAGCUGUUGCGGACGGACAAGCAAUAGAAUCGCUGUGUUAACGUCUACGCCAGUGGGUCACUGGAGUAGAACUCCGUGUGUGAUCACCUAAACCCGAAUACCGAACACUAACUUCACGGAUAAAGACUUGCCAACGAUAGGUCUCGCUGCCCUUGCAGUUACUCACUAUAUCAGGCCUGUGGAACGAGGCGCACACAGCUAUAGCUUCGCGGUGACAUGAAGCACUUCCCUGGAGCCAAAUGAAGAGCCUCGGGCAGACAAUCGGAGUAUACAUCUACUUAAUUUUUCUCUCUGACAUCGUGGUGACUGAUCUCUCGUACUCUGAUUGCGGAGGUUUCCUGACAGAAGAGAGGGGAUUCAUAAAAUCCCCUAAAUUCCCCCACAGGUUCCCCACACCUAUCUCAUGUCACUGGGUCAUUCAAGCACCACCUGAGAGAAAAAUCAUCUUGUACUUCACACAGUAUUUUCUAAGGAGCGGAUUCUACCUGUCCGAGUAUGAUCAAUACCAUAGUGAAGUAUCAUAUACUGGCAAGAACAACCUCGGAGAGAUCAACUUUGAGGACGAAUUCACAUCCUUGGUAGCAUAUAAGCCAUAUGUGGUCAUUACCUUCAACGUCCGUGACAACGGGAACAUCCACCUGAGGGUGGAGGACUACCUCCAGGAUGUUUAUGGAUUCAACAUAACCUAUGAGGUUGUUGGGUUGGAGGAGAAGGUGGGCAGGGAUGCCUGCUCGGUGCAUGAAUGUUCCUACCUCGGGAACUGUGUCGCGAACUUUAACUACUCGGAAUAUAGGUGUGAUUGCUUCGAAGGAUUCUUUGGAAAAGAGUGCCAGUAUGGCCCAUAUUGCGACCCCGAUAAAGGGACGAAUAUGUGUGAAAACGGCGGAAGAUGCAGAUACUUCUAUGGUUCUCUGGUGAAUACAUGUGAGUGUCCACCUGGCUAUGAAGGCAGCAAGUGUCACCUGAAGACGGACAGACCCUUCCAUCAAGACUGUGAGAACCUUGGUUGCAGUCAGUUGUGUGAACAGUCUCAAGAUGGAAGCUUUUAUUGUUCGUGUUUGGAGGGAUUUAAGCUGGAUACCGAUAAUGCCACUUGCAUGGAGAAAGAAAUGUAUCGAAUUACUGUCACUGUACCGGUCAGAAAAGGCGUGAUGAUCCCUGCCGGAUUUACAUCACCACAGUUUGAUGCAACGGCCACCUUGAAAGGACGGGUAAUCUAUACCCUGGAUCUCUCGGGAAUAAAAUCUGUAACAAGAUUUGGAUUUGAUGGCGUCAGAGAUAAAUCUGACGAGAAGGUCAUGGCGUUCCACUUCUACGUUGAGAACAUUGAGUUGGAACUGGUCUACAGAGGUCUGCAGUUCUUGACCACGGGCAGUAGGUUAUUCGGUGUAGAAGUCGACAAUGCUGCCAUGAAAUAUCAGGCAGAUCCAGAGAUGAAACUGUUGGGGGUUGAACACUACGGCCAGCGGCCAGCCGUUGAGGGCAACUUACUGACCAUCAUGUGUACAGCCCGAGGGUCAGGACAGAUGAAAUACCGCUGGUAUAAGGACGGCUCCUUGUUGAACACCACGCUAAGUCAGAGGAAUGCAUGGGAAAUUCGAAUCCCUCGGACCAUCAGGAAGAAACAGAUCAGUGUACUGAACAUAGACGGAGUUGAGUUUUAUGAUAAAGGCGAAUUUACCUGCGAAAUCGAGGAUUUUAAUGAAGUAGACAAUGCAUCUGUCAUCGUUGACGUCAUCACGCUUCCUCUUUUGGAAAUGAGCCCUCUGGCGGUGUCACUUACGAAAGGUGGCGCCACCAGCUUCCGGUGUCUAUCCCCUGACGACACGAUAGAGAAAGGCACUUUCACCUACAGAUGGCUCAAGAACGACAACCAAAUACCACCUGAUUCUCCGUCUGAAAUAAUAGAAGAUGUUUUCCCCACCGGGAGGCGUCUCAACAUCAGGAAUGCACAACAUAGUGCUAAUUACACAUGUAUCAUCACGAACCCAGCAGGAUCUACCAAUAAAACUGCCCAUCUCUUUGUCAAGACACCAGAGGAUAUUCAAGGUUACUGUCUACAAGAUAUUUACGAGGGCAUCACUUGGAAGAAGACCUUUGGUGGAUGUUUUGAUGUACAACGUUGUCCAACCGAUACCGGAGAUUUGCGAGUUUUAAAAGCGCUUGAUUUGGUUUGGUUGAACCGGUUGUACGGAAAGGGAUAUUCUAAACGUUGGUGCAAGUGUAUCGAUCAGCGUUGCGAAUGGUCGAAGCCGAACUUUGUCAAAUGCCAGUCUGGACAUCUCAUUAUAACAUUUGAUAGGCUUGAGAAGAUCAAGUUGGGCUACCAGCAUGAUAAGAUGGCUUCUAUAUGGGAAGAUCUGUACGGCCUAAUCAGACAAGCGAGGGGGAAGUUGUACGCCGGCGAUGUGGAUGUCUCCUCCUCAAUUCUUCACACAUUUGUCAAAACGCUGGCACAAUAUCCGUCACUCGCCCCCAGGAACGGAUCGUACUCUCUCAUGAGUCUUCUUGAUCUUACGAACAUCUUGAUGGCAGAGGCUCUUCUUACAACAAGUGAAGAAAAAGAGUCCCUGUAUGUUGGGCCAAAGGUAAUGCAGAUUGCUGAGAUGACUUGUGGACUUCAUCUCAGAAAUUUCAAUUUCUCAAUUGGACUAAAAAUCACAACCGACAAAAUAGUGGCGCUGAUGGAGAAUGUUCGGAUUGUACCACCUAAUGCAAGUCUACCAAAGCUGGCUAACCAUACAGAGAAGUAUGGGACGACCUUGGCCCGCGGUUCUCGAUUACGAAGAGAAAAGGUUUCAAUAUCAACAAAUGGACAUUCAGACCACUCUGAUGUUGUGUACAGCCACGAACCAAUGUUUAUAUGUCACUACGUUGAUAUGUACUCAUUGUUACAUGACAACUAUGCAGAGAACAUUCAUGAUCCCGAUUUCAUCACAGAAAUACGAUCAGUGUUUCCCCUCGACAACUUCUAUCUCCAGAAGAUCAGGAAAAUUGAAAUAGUAUUUAAGCAUCCGCAUUCUGUGAUACUACAAGGAUCAAACGAAACUACGUGCAUUUCAUGGAGAACUGUUCGCAGAUACCCUUACACAAUACGCGAUGUCUUGAACGGUCAUUGGUCUGUUCACGAUUGCGACGUCAUACAGAGGAAUGCCACGUCCACAACCUGUUGGUGUGACGUCCCUGGUCACUUUGCACUUGUUGUCAAACAAAUAAACGUUACGAUUCCAGUCAUUCCUGAUACCUAUGAAGGGGUACUGUUGGCUGGCUGUGUGGCAUCGAUGUGCGGACUGGUGUUAACCCUCAUAGCGUAUCUGUUCACAUGGAGACACUUAGUUGGAGAGACCCACUAUAUUCACAUCAACUUCGUGCUCAGCCUCACCAUCAUCAACGUUAUAUGCAUCGCUUGUCUUGGGAAGACCCAGAUUCAGACUUUGUGUGCCGCCGGCAAGAUCCUACUCCAGUUCUUCUACCUCGCUGCAUUCGCCUUCCUCUUCGUUGAGGCUGUCCACAUGUUUGUCACAGUACACUCCCGGCAUAGUGUGUCAGGGGGAUUCCUCAAGUACUUCCUCAUUGGAUGGGGAAUCCCUACUUUGGCAACCGGGAGUGUCGUUGUCGCCUCGGAGAGAUAUGGUUACGACGAAAGUUGUCACGAGUGGUGCUGGUUGUCGGACUCUCACUGGCAUUUCUACUCCUUCCUUGUGCCUGUUAUAGUUCUAGUCGUGGCCCAGUUAACUCUCUGUACAGUCAGUGUCAUCACUGUGCGGGGAUGGAAAGAGGAAUGGAGAUAUAAAGAUAGAAGGAAACAUAUGCUCACUGCAGGGAAGUGUGGAGUCCUGCAGGUCCUGCUGACGAUGUCCUGUGUGUCCGGGACCUUCAUAGAGCACAAUACGCACACUUCCUUUCUGUACAUUUUCCUUCUUGUUGAGAUAACUUUAGGGACGACAGUGUUUUGCUUUCUUGUCCUAAUGAAGCGUCAGAUUCGCUUGUCCCUUGUGUUCAUGUUGAACAGAUCUGGGGAGAAGUCAGAAAUGACACGGAAAUUUUCUUCGAGGUCUUUCAAAGCAUACAUGAUGCCCGAGAAGAUUGACGAGCAGCGAGAAACAAUAGAGGAAAGCAUCCACAGACAUCAGAGUGAGAUCAACCGCAAUAAGUUCACGCGAGAGCGUAAGAAGCAGCUAGAGCAUCUCCUUGGCAGCUCGUCCUCUGGUUCCGCUUCCGGUUCCGGAUCGGACAAUAGCCGAGAGAGUCAAAUCCGUUUUGUGAUUACCCCUCACAGAGAAACACCCGGGGAUUCUGGAAUAUCGGACAGUGACAUCAGUGAAAUAUGUUCAACGAAGAAUACUGUAGACAUCCAUUACAUUUCCCCCGUCCCUGAACAUCAUAAUGACUGUGAUGCGGAUCUGGAUGAUGACUCCUCAGUGGACAGUCCUUCUGAGAUCCUGGUGUGUGCCUCUCGUAUGGCCGAUCGGUCUUUGGUGACUCUGCAUACAUGAUCCGUAACUGUGCAUUCCAAUAACAGCAUGGAUUUACUUCCCGUGUUCAUUUAUGUGGCCUAUAAGGCAUAUGGUGUCCAUCGUUGAUGGCAAGAUGUCCUAUAACUUACUCUGUGAAAUCUGCAUAAUGAUCUCGGUCCGCCCCUGCGACUUACCUACAUUCACAAUGCAGUGUAGGUGUGGGAAAAUGCUAGAUCCCUAUCCAUUUGUAAAUGUUAAGACACCGAUCAUUUGGGGUGGAUGGGAGGGGUGGAUUUGGAAGAUGGGUGAAUAGUGAGUUUGUUUCGAGUUAUAUCGAAAAAAAAUAAUUUGUAUAAAUAUUGUUCACUGGAUGUGUUGGAACAAAGUGUGUUGUCUGAAAAAAAGUUUGUCUGUUAGUUUCAAAACAAUUUGUUUGUAUGUUCUUGAAGCAGUAAAAGAAAACAUGAGAUGCCUCUCUCUAUCAAUGUCACUCCCAUUCCUCAUCCUCCCACUCGCACCAAUUUCAAAUGGUUGUUCCCUAAUGGUCAUUUUCAUAACAGAUUAAACCAUUUCUAUUUUGUUAUUGUUUUUAACAUCACCACGUGGCCGCUCUCUUCCAUUUCAAUAUAAUUUUAAACCUACGUAAACAUCAUGUAAGUGCAUGUUCUCUAACAUCUUUAUUGAUGAAACUAUACUCUGUCUCUCCGUGGGUGUUUCAAAGAGACAACACAACGAGUGUUUGUCUAGUUAGAAAGCUGAGAAAUAUUAAAGAACUUUUUAAAACGCUUUACGACUUUAAACAAAUAUAUAGUUGAAAAUGUACAUAAAGAGGACACGUAUGGUUUUAAUUUCAAGUAGAACCAUUAUCAUAACAUUGAUAUUUGUUGUUUAGUUGCCAUUUACAAUCUUGUAUUCAUAUGAGAUUCGUACACCUAUUGUAUUUAUAUCUCUUUAUAUCAAGAUGUUCAUCAAUAAAUUAUUUUUUUAAAUAUUAAAUAGCUACGAAUUUACGAUAUAAAAAAGUCAUUCAAUUAUAUCAGUGGGUAAGAUGAAAUACCUAAAAACAAAUAUUUUGCAAGUUGUCUAUAUCACAAUAAUUAAUUCGAAUCUUCAUAUCAGUAAAUGCAUUACGAAGAAUUCUUCUUUCAAAGGAAGAUUGGUCAACAAUGUAGUAAUUUAGUUUAUAUUUCAACAUGCAACAUCUUGCUACAACAUGAAUUGCUCAAAAGACAUGCAUAUAAUAUAUUCACUGCAUGAUGAUACUGUGAUGAGUGAUCGAUAUUUUGAAUAAUUUAUUUUCAAUAUUGAUCUUUUAUAUAAUGAAUGGUGUGAGCGACAAGAGGACAUGUUAUCCAAUGUCCCAAGAUGUAAUGUACACAUGUUUAUUACCAUACUAUCGGAAUACUAUGAAAUAUUGUAUUUUGUCUUUCAAAGUUCAUUUUCGAAUGUGUGUAUCUAUGACGUGGAAGGGAAUGGAUGACAUGAAAGGGAAUGGAUCUUUCCAGGGAUAUGUAAAUAUGCACAUGGAAAACUGUUUAGCACCGGUGACUGUAUAGUUCCAUAUAAAAUUGCCAUUUUUUUCAAUAGGGGCAAAAAUGAUUAUACCGCUGAGUUGAACUUAUUUUAUUUUUGAUUUUCAGUUGAAAAAUAUUUCAUUUUAUCCAAAAAAUCAACUUUAAUGACGUUAAGUCAGCAUGAAAAAUUAAGAACACCCCGUGUUUCCUUUGCGUCACAUGAUAUGAAAUCGAUAUACGUGUAGAUUAUCCAAUCACUUGACUAUAUAGCUCCAUGACAAUAGUAUUUGACAACUCUUUCAUUCGCACCAUCUGCUUCUUUACAUUACAUGUUACAACUGUUAAAACAAGAUGUUAUAGCACCAAUUGAUUAGCAGGUAUUGAAGGUAGCUGAUACAUUUUUCUAAAUAGUUCUAUAGUUCCAGAGAUUUAUGGACGUUCGGGAUAUAUUUAAAUAAAGAAAAGGGUGUUUUUCGUGUGUACAUAGGAAUCUUAUCUAUCACGUUUUCGGAACUGUUCAACAUGUAAUUAGUCUGUACCUUGUUUCAAAUGGGUACGGAAUGUAUUUUGGCUGUGUAUGCAUGAUAACUUCACCAUGCAUGAGACGUUCCUCUUGAUAAUUGAAACGGGCGUUUAAGUGGCAAGUGCAUUUAUUGUCCCGGUAGUCAAUACUCAUUCCAUUAACACACGGUUGACCGACCCCAGAAAACACAGUUUUUAUUAAGAAAAUUAAUAACCCGUUAGUGAAUUGGCUUUCCAUUGCUAGCAUUCCCACUAACAUCGACAUUCCUCUCAUUUCGAGUUUCCCUCUGAAUGAUUAUCUUGUCUAUAAUAUUUAUCCGAAAAGGGUGUAAUGGUUAUAUUGUCUUUGACUGGGGAAUCAAAUACUUGUGUUUGCAAAUUGAACCAUUUUGUACAUUUUAGUUGCCCUAAUGUUUUGUGAUAUGUUUUCGAAUGCAUUCAAAUGAAAUUGAAACGUAUACAUAUAUUCCUGCCUUUACAAUUAUAUAUAGAGAGCUAUUUAUAUUCUUCUUUGUCAAGGGAGUACAUGUUGAUUCUUAUCCUGGUCGUUCUUAUACAUGCUACAUCCCUUGCACCUCACCUUGUUCAUCAUACUAUUCAUUGUACCAUACUUGUUUUCAUAUCCAUGUAUCAUACUCCUCAUCUUGUCCAUGCACAAUAAUACUCCUUGUGAUAUUUAUUUAUCACACUCCUCGUCAAGCCCAUGUAUCAAACUUCUCAUCAAGCUCAUGUUUCAAACUCCUCGUCAAGCCCAUGUAUCAAACUCCCCAUCAUGCCCAUGUAUCAAACUCCCCAUCAUGCCCAUGUAUCAAACUCCUCAUCAUGCCCAUGUAUCAAACUCCUUAUCAAGCCCAUGUAUCAAACUCCUUAUCAAGCCCAUGUAUCAAACUCCUCGUCAAGCCCAUGUAUCAAACUCCCCAUCAUGCCCAUGUAUCAAACUCCCCAUCAUGCCCAUGUAUCAAACUCCUCAUCAUGCCCAUGUAUCAAACUCCUUAUCAAGCCCAUGUAUCAAACUCCUUAUCAAGCCCAUGUAUCAAACUCCUUAUCAAGCCCAUGUAUCAAACUCCUCUUCAUGCCCAUGUAUCAAACUCCUCAUAAUGCCCAUGUAUAAACUCCCCAUCAUGCCCAUGUAUCAAACUCCCCAUCAUGCCCAUGUAUCAAACUCCCCAUCAUGCCCAUGUAUCAAACUCCUCAUCAUGCCCAUGUAUCAAACUCCUUAUCAAGCCCAUGUAUCAAACUCCUUAUCAAGCCCAUGUAUCAAACUCCUCAUCAAGCCAAUGUAUCAAACGGGGCGGUCGGGUAGCCUAGUGGUUAAAGCGUUCGCUCGUCACGCCGAAGACCCGGGUUCGAUUCCCGACAUGGGUACAAUGUGUGAAGCCCAUUUCUGGUGUCCCCCCGCCGUGAUAUUGCUGGAAUAUUGCUAAAAGCGGCGUUAAACCAUACUCACUCACUCACUCACUCAAUGUAUCAAACUCCUUAUCAAGCCCAUGUAUCAAACUCCUCAUAAUGCCCAUGUAUCAAACUCCUCAUCAUGCCCAUGUAUCAAACUCCUUAUCAAGCCCAUGUAUCAAACUCCUCAUAAUGCCCAUGUAUCAAACUCCUCAUCAUGCCCAUGUAUCAAACUCCUCAUAAUGCCCAUGUAUAAACUCCUCAUCAUGCCCAUGAAUCAAACUCCUCGUCAAGCCCAUGUAUCAAACUCCUCAUCAAGCUCAUGUAUCAAACUCCUCAUCAAGCCCAUGUAUCAAACUCCUCAUGAUGCCCAUGUAUCAAACUCCUCAUCAAGCCCAUCUAUCAAACUCCUCAUCAAGCCUAUGUAUCAAACUCCCAAUAAUGUCCAUGUAUCAAACUCCCCAUAAUGUCCAUGUCUCAAACUCCUCAUCAUGCCCAUGAAUCAAACGCCUGACCCAGCCCAUGUAUAAAUUACCACCAAAGACAAUAGAUCUUAAGUGUGCACCCCCUUUUCAAGAGCUGUAUCCGCCCAUGAAGCCCAUGUCUCAAACUCCCCAUCAUGCCCAUGAAUCAAACUCCUCAUAAUGUCCAUGUAACAUACUCCUCACAAUGUCCAUGUAUCAUACUCCUCAUCAUACCCAUGUAUCAUACUCCUCACAAUGUCCAUGUAACAUACUCCUCACAAUGUCCAUGUAACAUACUCCUCAUAAUGUCCAUGUAACAUACUCCUCACAAUGUCCAUGUAUCAUACUCCUCACAAUGUCCAUGUAACAUACUCCUCACAAUGUCCAUGUAUCAUACUCCUCACAAUGUCCAUGUAUCAUACUCCUCAUAAUGUCCAUGUAACAUACUCCUCAUAAUGUCCGUGUAACAUACUCCUCACAAUGUCCAUGUAUCAUACUCCUCACAAUGUCCAUGUAUCAUACUCCUCAUUAUGUCCAUGUAACAUUCUCCUCAUAAUGACCAUGUAUCAUACACACAUGUAUAUGAAUCCACGAACAACGAAAUCAUAAGUCGACAUUUAUAAUGGUAGCUUGGUACCGGUUUUGAACAUCAAGUAUAGAUAUCCUUCUGAAACCAGAGUGAACAUUUAUCUGAGGUUGUUAUACUGAUUGAAGAAAGACUAUUGUUUAUGUGAAUAAGGUAUAUAGGUACAUACAUUUAACGUUUUAGUGAAAUAUAUCAUCGUUUUGAAACUGUUCAGGAAGUCCUAAUUUCAAGCAAAGCUUGUAAUAAAAUACUUUUGAAAAUGUAGUUUCCGAAAAUGCAAGUAGUUCUGUCCAUUCUAUUUGACCAAAUGUUUCUGCUGCUAUAAACACUUGCAUUUUUAACGUAGGCACAAAUAGUGUGUAUUUAAAAUAUAAAGUCUAUAAGAUGUGAUCAAUAAAUAUACUUUUAUUCAUUUCUCCAGUAUCAGACAAACGUUCGUCCAUUUGUGUAAGAUUCUGAUACACAAAAUUGCAGUACACGUGCCUAAUUUUUCGAAAUGUGAGUUACACGAAAAAUAUUACUAUUCUAAAAAUGGUCUAAAUGCUUUGAUGUUAACAUUGGCAUCGGGUUGUAAAGUAUGACAAAUGAAAAAGAAAGCGGUGUCAAACCAUGCUAACAUUUGCACCCAGAUACAUAUCUUCGAUAAAGUAAAAUACUAACCAUGUUAUAUAUAAAUAAUCGGGUUGUUUGUUUCAAAUGUUCAGAGGGUAUGAAAUUUGUAUAUAUUUUCUCUGAAUAUUUUCACUCCUUACAUCCCUGAUGUGGUAUGUUAACAAGUGAAUAGGUGUAUUAACCAUUAUUUAUAUACACUGGUACUGUGCAAUGAAGUAAAUUGUGGUUGUACAUGCAUACUCUACCGAGCUCAUGACACCCGGUGUAUAGUGUUGACAAUGAGGCCUCGAAGAGCGAAAGUAUUGCAUAAUACUUUAAAAAAAAGUUAAAGUGUUCAAUACGAUUAACCACAUUCAGUCUUUUGUGAUAACGAUAUCUCAGUUUGUGGGCAAACUUAUAAUUUGCAAGAGGGGUAGUGUGGCUUUUCGUAUAUUCUUAGUAUCCUCCUUGUGAACUCAGACCUUUAAAGCAUAUUCGCCAGACGAGAAGACGUCUGCAAAUAAAAUCUAUAGUUUUUAUUUUAUCCUAUGAGCAGAAUACAAACGUUUAAAGUCAGACAAAUUCGGAUUAUGCAUGCCAUAAAGGUUUAUGACAUUGGCAUCAACAUAUAAGUAUUAUGCACUUUUGUACAGAUAUAUUUCUGGACGUUUCAUAUUAAGAUAAAUAUUGAAAUUAAUGACCUUUCUAGACGAUGUGGUUUAUUGACUGGUUAUAUAAAUCGUACUCCAGCUGAGGUCAGAUCCUCGUUGGAGAGUUUGUCUGGUCGUAUGAUAACAAUUGUCAUAGAGUAGAUUGCGGUUUGAGCAUAGCUCAACAGCUACAUAAUAUUAUUUAUUCCAUCAUUAAUGGGUAUCACUAUAUUGUCUUUCAUUUCUUACAUGAGACAAGUAAAUCUUUCGCGAUAGUCGUUGUGUAGUAAUAUUAUGUGUAGUACGAAAAUGUAUGAGUCAGAAGGAAAUAAAUAUGUUUCUAAAAAAUUAUUUCUUUUUAUUUGUGCUCACACGUCUGUUCGACAGUUUGGUAUUAAGCUGUAACGACUUUAAACACAAGAAAACGUGCCUUCGUGGCUGUAUAUAUUUUGCCCAGAAGGGUAUUUCGGAGGACUAAGUUUUCAGAAAUGCUACUUCGAUCCUUUUGUAAAAAAUCAGAGGCUAUGCUUUGAACCACUGGGAAAGGUUUUCUGAUCACAUAAUGAUUACAUGUCGGAAGAUAACAUGAAAAUAAGUUAUAUUUUCAAUUUUUGUAACGAAUUUCGUCAAUCACAUGUUUUAUAGUGAUAGUAAAUGCUAAAAUUAAAGCAACUUUCUACAAGUGAGGAGGAAGUGGGUUACUACCAAUAUUUGCUCAACUGGUCAUCCAUGCAUAUCAAAGACUCCCUUUUCUAGGUCCAUUCAAAGCACAGCUCACCAAUACUUGGCAUCCACAACAGACCUCUAUAUCAGUUCGAUAUAUUUAGUGUGUGUUACUAAUGUGAUCGCUAAGGGGAACUACAACAUACUUUCUCCACACAAAUCAAUAUACACUGCAUGUAAAAAAUACAAAAUGCAUGUCCAAUCAAAUAAAGUGAAGGGAAUUGAAAGGAAUGUGAUUGAUACACAUUAGUCAACAAUACGCAUCGAUCUUCAAUUAGUUGUUUCAUGCUUUGGGUAAACGAAUAUUGAACAGCUGAGCAGUACCUAUCAUAAAAUGAAUCCUGCGAAAAUGUCAUCUACAACAGACCUCUAAAUCAGUUCGAAAUAUUUAGUGCAUGUUAUUAUUGUGAUCGCUAAGGUUAACUACAACACACCUUUAUCUUCGUUACAUCCGUAGUGGUCAUUAUUUUGUUGCCUUUCAACUUUGAAAUAGGAUGCGUAUUACUUCUUGUGGGUCAUUUUCUGAUACUUCAAAGUAUUAUACCAGUUACUUCUUGUUGUACUUCGUUUGAUAUUGUGAAGUGUGACACGUACUACUCGUGGUAAAAGUGCGUUUGAAUACUUCGAAGUGUAUUACGUUAUAUUUUUUUAAAGGUUAUCCGUUAGAUACUACCAAAGUGAGAUGAAAAACGAUCUCUCCAUUUUUUUUACCAGGCUAAAGUUUGUAUUGUCACAUUCGAUAGAUUUGUAAAACCACAGGUACAGUCGAAUCCCGUUAUCUCGAACUCAAAUGUUUCGAAUCCCUUGUAACAAAUUCAUUGUUCGGUCCCAGAAAACUCUUACUGUAUGCAUAACCAGUUUAACUGGGUUGUGUCGAAUUAUCGAAUGUCUCGAAAUCAGUAUAUAUUUUCAAGAGACAUGCUCCAGUUUAUAUUUCUAACAAUAUUAAUGCUAUUUACAUAAAAUGCACGACCUGGUGGGUUUGCUUUCUGUUGCCUGAUGGCUAGGCCAGACGACAAUAAGAUUGAGUCGGAUGUGUUGAAUCCCGUAUAAGUCGAACACGAACAAUUAAGUGUCAGUCCUUGACCCACAGGAAACAAUGCAUUUAAUGAUCAACUCAUCUGAUACAAACAAAGAUAAUGCUAUACAUACAAGGAAUUGAUUGUUGAGUGGUACAGUUGUCACUUUAUUGAUAUUCGUGUCACCAGUUGUCAUGCCCAUCUGUCACAGUUAAUAUCAUUGUGUUGUAUGUGAAGUUUGUUAUUUAAUGAACAAGACAACGUUUGAGUUGUACCAUAAAAUGCAUCGAGAUCUCAUGAAAUACAAAUUGUUUUAAAAUCA